CCAGGCAAACACUGGUGAGACCGAGCCCAGGGAGAAGACAGUGAGCGGGGACAAGCACAGCACUGCUGGGCCCAGAGGAAGGAAGCUUUUCAACCUCUGAACCUAGCUGCAUAGCAGCACUCGCAUUCCCCAUGGGAGAGACUUCUUGUGCAGUCCCAAUGGGUUUUGAGGCACUUCUGGACCAUGUUGGAGCCCGGGGAAGAUUCCAGAUUCUGCAGCUGGUUUUCUUUUAUAUCAUUAUCAUGAUAUCAUAUCCUCAUGUUCUACUGGAGAACUUCACGGCAGCCACCCCUGAGCACCGCUGCUGGGUGCAUGUCCUCGACAACCACACUGUCGCUCACAACCACAUGGCCACCCAUAGCCAGCAGGACCUCCUGAGAAUCUCCAUCCCCCUAGACUCAAACCUCAGGCCAGAGAAAUGCCGCCGCUUUGUCCAGCCCCAGUGGCAGCUGCUCCACCUGAACAAGACCUUGUGGAACGCCAGUGAGGCAGACACAGAGCCCUGUGUGGAAGGCUGGGUUUAUGACAAAAGCUCCUUCCCUUCCACCAUCGUGACAGAGUGGGACCUAGUCUGUGAGCACCAGUCAUCCAAAUCCAUAGUCCAAGUAGUGUUCAUGACUGGGUCACUGCUGGGAAGUCUGAUAUUUGGCUGUCUUUCAGACAGGUUUGGGCGGAAGACAAUCCUCACGUGGUGUUUACUCCAAACGGCCAUCAGCGAUACCUGUGCAGCCUUUGCUCCCACCUUCUUUGUGUACUGUUCCCUGCGCUUCUUAGCUGGGUUAUCUACCAUGACUGUGUUGUCGAACCCUUUUAAUCUCAUUACAGAGUGGACAAGACCUCAAUUCCAAGUUUUGAUAGCAUUGAUGACUUCCUACAGCACUGCGCAGGUGCUCCUGGGAGGCCUGGCUUAUUUCUUUCGCAGCUGGGUCACACUGCAGCUGGUAUUAUCCAUACCCAUGUUGGUCUUCUGUGUGUUCUCAAGGAUGGCGGUGGAAUCUGCUAGGUGGCUGAUUUUUAGCAAUCAAAUAGAAAAAGGCUUAGAGGAACUUAGGAGAGUUGCUCAUAUAAAUGGAAAGAAGAAUGCUGGAGAGACCCUGACCAUUGAGUUUGUGAAAUCCAGCCUGCAAGAGGAGUUUGAUGAAGCCCAGAAGAAAACAUCCGUUUUUCAAUUGCUCCAUGCACCCAAGCUGUGUAUGAUAACCUGCAACCUGAGCUUUAUCAGAAUGACACUAGCCAUAGCCUUCUAUGGCCUGGUACUCAACCUGCAGCACCUGGGGAGCAAUAUCUUCUUCUUCCAGAUUCUCUUUGGCCUCGUAACUUUUAUCAGCAGAUUCGUUGCCUACUUGGCAUUGAAUUAUCUGGGCCGUCGGGGAAGUCAGAUACUGUUCAUGUUCCUGGCAGGACUUUCCAUUCUGGUCAACACCUUCUUAUCUCUAGAAAUGCAGCAGACCCUGCGCCUGAUUUUAGCAACUUUGGGAAUCAGUGCUGUUACUGCUGGCAUCACAGCGUUUUCAGUUCAUGGCACUGAACUCACCCCGACUGUCAUGAGGUCCACAAUUGGAGGAAUUGGUGCAAUUUUCAGCAGAUCAGGGGCAGUGAUGGCACCGCUCUUCAUGACCUUAGCGGUAUAUUCUCCCCAUCUGCCUUGGAUUCUCUACGGAGCCUUCCCCAUCCUUUCUGCCAUUGCUGUCUUCUACCUUCCAGAAACCAGCAAUCAGCCUCUUCCUAACACUAUCCAGGAUGUGGAAAAUCAAACAAGUAGUUCAAGAAAAGUCAAGAAGGAAGAUACCUCCAUGAAAAUAACACAGUUUUAAGGAAUUCCUGGGUGUUGAUCCAAAGAACACCAGAAUAAAGAUUUGUCUCAUGCCAGUAGGGUUGAAAUGAUCAAGAACAACCAAUGCAGAUGAGAAUGGAGGAAGGAGAGAAACUCUCCUAUACUAUUAGUGGGAUUGUAAACUAGUGCAAUCACUAUGAAAAUCAAUGCAGAGAUUGCUCACCAAACCAAAACUAGAUGUUAUGAACAUGCCCUACGACUCUUCCUCAUACUCAAGGAACUGAAAAACAGGACACGAGAUACCUGCAUAUUCAUGUUGAUUGCAGCCAGGUCUGCAAUCAGCUGAGGUGCCCAAGGAACAAUGGAUAGAUUAGGUGAUAUGGUACAAACACACCAUGGCAUAUCGCUCAGUCAUAAAGGAAAAUGAAGUUGUGGCAUUGCAGGAAAAUGGAUGGUUCUGUAGAGACCAGCAUGGUGAGUGAGACAAGCUUACAAAUCCAAAUAUUGUAUUUUUUGCUCACUGUGGAAUAUAGGUAUGAAAAUAUAUACAUGUAUAUAUAUAUGUGGAUAGAUUGAGAUACAGAGAGAGAU
This is a messenger RNA of Perognathus longimembris pacificus (Pacific pocket mouse), 2365 nucleotides long. RefSeq names its product steroid transmembrane transporter SLC22A24-like. Gene Ontology annotation, biological process: transmembrane transport. The coding region runs from base 132 to 1814 and encodes 560 amino acids. Gene Ontology annotation, molecular function: transmembrane transporter activity. The record is from RefSeq and is a predicted model, not a curated record. NCBI's taxonomy places the organism in Eukaryota, Metazoa, Chordata, Mammalia, Rodentia, Heteromyidae. The transcript has 10 exons.